AUGACUUCCAAAGGCGGUUGGUGGGCCUGGUCGACCAAGAAGAAGGUCUUCCUUUUCUCCCUCAUCGGUAUCGCCAUUGUCGCCAUCGGCGUCGGUCUCGGAGUUGGACUCGGCAUCGGUCUGAAGCACGGCAGCGACGACAACGAUGAAGGUAGCGGCAGUGGAGGCGACACCGGUGGAAACACCACAGUGAAAUGGCAGCCGGAAGUGGGCGUCAAGUGGCAGAUCGAGCUGCUCUACCCUCUCAACAACACCAACAUCGACGCCGACGUCUACGACAUUGACCUGUACGACAACGAAAAAUCCACCAUCUCCAAUCUGCAGGACAUGGGCCGCAAAGUGAUCUGCUACUUCUCCGCCGGCACCUACGAGGAAUGGCGCUCGGACGCGAGCUCCUUCGAAGACUCAGACCUGGGCAACAAUCUGGAUGACUGGCCCGGCGAGCGCUGGCUCGACACCAAUUCCAAAAACGUGCGGAAAAUCAUGCAGACGCGUCUGGAUCUCGCGCAGACCAAGGGUUGCGAUGGCGUUGACCCGGACAAUAUCGAUGCGUACGAUAACGACAAUGGUCUGAAAAUGACCAAGUCCGACGCCAUCAACUACGUCAACUGGCUCGCCGGACAGGCUCAUAGCCGUGGCCUCUCCAUUGGACUCAAGAACGGUGGUGCGAUCAUCAGCUCCGUUAUCAAGAACAUGCAGUGGUGUGUCAAUGAACAAUGCGCGCAGUACGAGGAGUGCGAUACUUACGCCGCCUUCACGGAUGCCAACAAGCCUGUCUUCCACAUUGAGUAUCCCAAGGGCGACGAGACUAACGACGAAAAAAAUGUCACGACUAAGCAGAUGUCCUCGGCCUGCAAGGCGGACAGUGCGUCCGAUUUCUCCACUGUCAUCAAAAACAUGGACCUGGAUAACUGGGUGGAAUACUGUUCUUGA
Molecule: messenger RNA, 933 nt
Organism: Penicillium argentinense
Lineage: Eukaryota; Fungi; Ascomycota; Eurotiomycetes; Eurotiales; Aspergillaceae
Product: endo alpha-1,4 polygalactosaminidase
Exons: 1
Coding region: 1-933 (310 amino acids)
Source: RefSeq, a predicted model, not a curated record